Oryza brachyantha (malo sina) is the source of this 1749-nucleotide messenger RNA. Its product is annotated as L-ascorbate oxidase-like. Lineage: Eukaryota; Viridiplantae; Streptophyta; Magnoliopsida; Poales; Poaceae. Gene Ontology annotation, cellular component: extracellular region. Bases 1 to 1749 code for a protein of 582 amino acids. Gene Ontology annotation, molecular function: oxidoreductase activity; copper ion binding. The transcript is spliced from 4 exons. The record is from RefSeq and is a predicted model, not a curated record.
AUGAGGAGGUGGUGGCUCGCCGUGGCGGCCUGCGUGUGCGCCUGCCUGUGCGCGGCGGCAGAGGCGAAGGCGACGACACACCACCACACGUGGAACGUGACUUACCAGCACAGGUCGCCGGACUGCGUCACGAAGCUGGCCGUGACCAUCAACGGCGAGUCGCCCGGGCCGACCAUCCGCGCCGCGCAGGGCGACACCCUCGUCGUCACCGUCCACAAUAUGCUCGAGACCGAGAACACCGCCAUCCACUGGCACGGCAUCCGCCAGAUUGGUAGCCCGUGGGCCGACGGCACCGCCGGCGUGACGCAGUGCCCCAUCCUCCCCGGCGAGACCUUCACCUACAGAUUCGUCGUCGACAGACCGGGCACGUACAUGUACCACGCGCACUACGGCAUGCAGCGCGUGGCGGGGCUCGACGGGAUGCUCGUCGUGUCGGAGCCGGACGGCGCCGCCGAGCCCUUCGCCUAUGACGAGGAGCGCACCGUCCUCCUCAUGGACUGGUGGCACAAGAGCGUCUACGAGCAGGCCGUCGGCCUCGCCUCCAUCCCCUUCGCCUUCGUCGGCGAGCCCCAGUCGCUGCUGAUCAACGGGAGAGGGGUGUACAACUGCUCGCUGUCGGCGGCUAGCGGCGGCGCCGGCGCCGGCGGCGGAGCGUGCAAUGCGUCCGGUCCCGAGUGUGUGUGGCCGACGCUGUUCACCGCCGUGCCGGGGAAGACGUACCGCCUCCGCAUCGGCAGCCUGACGUCGCUGUCGUCGCUCAGCUUCGGGAUCGAGGGGCACACGAUGACGGUGGUGGAGGCCGACGGGUACUAUGUGAAGCCGGUGGUGGUGAAGAACCUCUUCGUCUACUCCGGCGAGACCUACUCCGUGCUGGUCACCGCCGACCAGGACCCGUCGCGGAGCUACUGGGCCACGUCGCACAUCGUCAGCCGCGACCCCACCAGGACGUCGCCGGGAAGGGCCGUCCUGAGGUACGCCACCGCCGCCGCCGGCGGGAGCAGCAACGACCCCCGCGCGCUGCCUCCGACGCCGCCUCCGGCGGGGCCAGCGUGGAACGACACGAGGAGCAGGGUCGCGCAGAGCAACUCCUUCGUCGCGCUCCCCGGCCACGUCGAGCCGCCGCCGGCGAGGCCCGACCGCGUCCUCCUCCUCCUCAACACGCAGGACAAGAUCGACGGCCACACCAAGUGGGCCAUCAACGGCGUGUCCCUCCAGUUCCCGGCCACCCCCUACCUCGUCGCCAUGAAGCACGGCCUCCGCAGCGAGUUCGACCAGCGCCCGCCGCCGGACAGCUACGACCACAAGAACGUCAGCAUCUCCUCCCCGCCGCAGGCGGCCGCGACGGUGCGCCGCGCCGCGUACCGCCUCGCCCUCGGCUCGGUGGUGGACAUGGUGCUGCAGAACACGGUGAUCCCGGCGAACAACCGGAGCGAGACCCACCCGUGGCACCUCCACGGCCACGACUUCUGGGUGCUCGGCUACGGCGACGGCAAGUUCGACCCGGAGGCCGACGGCUGGAGGCUGAACGCGAGGGACCCCGUGAUGAAGAACACGGUGGCGCUGCACCCGAUGGGGUGGACGGCGGUGAGGUUCCGGGCGAACAACCCCGGCGUGUGGCUGUUCCACUGCCACCUCGAGUCGCACGUCUACAUGGGCAUGGGCGUCGUCUUCGAGGAGGGCGUCGACAUGCUGCCGCGGCUGCCGGCGGCGAUCAUGGGUUGCGGCCGCACCAAGGGCCAUCACUACUAG